Messenger RNA from Funneliformis caledonium, 824 nucleotides. The record is from the annotation of a GenBank genome assembly. Lineage: Eukaryota; Fungi; Glomeromycota; Glomeromycetes; Glomerales; Glomeraceae.
CACACCAGUUGUACACAUUGCUGAUAUCUUUAAAGCAACACCCAGACAAUUUUUUGAGCAGUUUAUGCCUGUUGAUUUUAUAAUGUCAGUGGUAAUUCCAUCUACAAAUAAGAGUGCGCGUGAAUGUGAACGUGGGUGGAGUAAUUUAACAUGGAUGGAAUUUAUGAGAUUUAUUGGUAUUUUAACGAUUAUGACAUAUGUAAAAUGUGCUAAUAUUUGCGAUUAUUGGUUUAUUAAACAAGAAACAGCUGGAGUUUCGCUGGCAUUUAGUCAAUACAUGUCACAUCAACGAUUUCGAAAUAUCAUAAAAUAUUUGACAUUAACAGAUAUAUCAGCAAAUGAUGAUCCCUUUCAUUUUGCACGGCAGUUUCACGAUGAAUUAACGAAAAUCUUACAAAAGCUAUCCUACCUGGUCCUUACCUUUGCAUGGAUGAAUCAAUGUGCCAAUAGAUGGGCAAAGUUGAUAAAGUUUGGUAGCACAGAUACAUGCAUUACUUUAUAUAACCAUGGUCUUUAUUCUAUUUUACAAAUAAAGAAGUGUUGUUAUUGGCCUAAGAAUAUCCCUAGUGAUAUUAUAGAUGUACUUGGAGACACAUAUGGAUUAUUUGUUAGUCAAAUUUCCAAAAUAAAUAAUGUUGAUUUAACUGUAUGCUCAAUUCGUGACUGCAAAGAUAUUGUACUUCUUGCCAGUUAUUCUACGACAAUACUCAGAAUAGAAGUGAAUCGAUAUAUUAAGGAUUAUGGCAAUGCAAUAUUCUGUCGACCUGUUAUAUUUGACGAGUAUAAUGAAUUUAGAUCAGCCGUAGACAUACUUAAUAAUUUGC